Messenger RNA from Pocillopora meandrina, 3836 nucleotides. The record is from the annotation of a GenBank genome assembly. NCBI's taxonomy places the organism in Eukaryota, Metazoa, Cnidaria, Anthozoa, Scleractinia, Pocilloporidae.
AUGGAGAAAAUCCCAGAUAAGGAACGAAAACCUGAUCAACGUUAUCCUUUGGCAAAACUAGGUAGCCCUUUGCUCGUUGUGGUGAUAGCGGGCCUGAUUGCGUGUGUAAUAUUUCAAUUCAUUACUUUGGCCUCUACGGAAAGACGACUUAAGGAAGUUGAGAAAAAGCUGAAUGAAAUUUCAAAGAAACGUUCGGAGUACACCCAGUCCGAGAUGGAGACAAACGGUCUGCUAAGCUCCUCAAGACAUAGGAGAAGUGCUAAUCCUAAGACUAAUUUGUCAGAUCUCACCAAGAAACUUGUAGCACUGGAGAGCAGGUAAAGUGUGUUACAUUGUGGAGCAGGCUAUUUUUUUUGCAUUUGAAUGUAACUAAAGCUUGAUUAUAACGCUACCUUUAAUGAAACCAUUUAAACCUAAUGACGCCGAUUUAAUCUUAGAGUUGAACAUUGAUUUCGUUUACUGAGUCAAGGUACUGAAAAACAAAUAAAUAAUGAACAGGAGUAUAACAAAUAACUCACGAUAAAGGUCAAGGUCUUCAAAGUACCUACGUGAUUACCUCGCAAAAUCGUGAGUUAUUAUAUUCGGUGAAAUUACUAAUAUCUAGGAAUGCGGACAAAUCACCGCCCGUUGCAUCGCGGAAGUUGAUUUAGCCACGUGUAAAAAAGAUAGCGGAUGUUAUGAAUAUGUAUUCGCAUCUUGUUAGUCUAUAAACAUACACAUCACGUAAAGAGAUACCAAAUUACGUUUUCUCGGAUGACCGUUACGCAAGUAUUCGCCCGAGAGUCAGCACUGACAACACGAAAAAGGGAAGAGAUCUUCCAGCACUGAACAAUAAGGAAGGAGGAAAUUAAAGAUAGAAAGUGCUGAAAGCGAAGGUUAAGAGAGGGUUUGUUAAAUUAUUGGGCCCCUUAGGGUCUUAUCUCGUGAAUAAAUGAAUGCUCAUGGAUAUUAAAUUUUAGAUACUCCAGAUGUCCUUUAAUUAUCUCCUUUGCAGGACAGAUAACCUUUUGAAAGAAUUGCGUCUCAAGUCUUCCCCUCGAGGUUAGUUAAGAAUAAUAUGUGCUCAUUGUUGCUAUCAUAAUGAUUGUUUGACAGUUAUUUAUCAAUUAAAUACGAAGCACGGCACAGAGACAUCUGGCGUAAAGGAAGGUACGUUGGCCUGAAACAAUCCAAAUCUUCCCUCCCCCCAUUUUGGGAUUAUAGAGAUUUGCUGUGGAGUUUUCAAAGAUUUGGAAAAUUUUGCUCAGUUUCGACUUCAUUUGAGAGAAUUGAUAUGCGCCGGAGUCGGAAACCAGCCUCCUCAAAAGCGACCGGUUUGUUUAGAAGCACAGGUAAUGUCAAUAUGAUUCAAAGGGUUUCAAAAGUCCUUUCUAGCUAUCUAUCCAUACCUGCUAUCGAGUCGAUAAGAAUAUUUAUAACACUUUUGUUUGGGUUAUUGAGUGGCCACUUCAAAUUGCUAUGUCAUCAAAAUCUGACAAACACAGUAAGAUAUCAACUUAGACGCAUUUUGCUAUUUCGUUGUCACACCCAGUUGACCUCAAUUUUUUGCGACAGUAUUUUUUAAUAAACUUGGAACGUCUCUUUGAAAACUGAAUCAUAUUUGAUGACAACUUAUUCACUUACAUGUACUUUUAUUUGGCUUUUAUCAUUUUUUCCUUCGCUUACAGCAUGGUUGUUGUUCCUCUCUUCAAGGAACCAAUAAUUCUUAAAAGUAGUCAAAUAAUGUCUCAAAAAAGCCUGAUAAAAAUCGGUGCUGAUUGAAAUUGUCAAAAUGGCCAAUGUCACACAAAAUACACACGGCGUGAUAUUCUUUUACAUAACUUUAAUCGAAAAACUUCUAGUCGAAAGAUUUCCGAUCAGUUCAUAUCAUUUAUCAAAUGAAUUAAUUUAUUCGGAUAUAUUUUACUCCACAAUCCACAUAUCCAUUUCCAUGCUCAAGAUGUAACGCCAAUCAGUGUGGAAUGAACAAACAUUUGAUUAUUCCAGUAAUUCCGUGCAAUUUUGUCUUCCAUAAUGAUUAUAGUGAAUACCACGCAAAUUAAUUAAAACAUAUGAUCAAAUGCGCUUAAAAUCUUCGCUUCAAAACUUUUUCAGGUCGAGACGGAAGAGAUGGCAUGUCAGGCUCCCCCGGACCUGCUGGUAAUAUAAUUAUAAUAUUAUACUGAUAAUAAUGAUAAUGAUAAAACAAAUGCCAGAAGAAGAAAAAAAAAACAGAAAAGAAAGCAACAAUACCUCUUACUCAGCGGUUAACAUGAAUAAGAUCACAAUUUGUCUGGUAAAUUGUCUCCAUACCAAAGAGACUUAUCUCUCUUGCCGCGCAUUGUCAGCAAAAUAAGUCAAUUUUCCUUUUUUUUCUUUUCAUUACGACUUAAGUUUCAAAUAAAAGUAACUAAAGUGUAUUAUAUCAUAUUAUCAAAAUCCAUUUCCAGGACGGGAUGGAAGAGAAGGACCCGCAGGACCGAGAGGACUUCCGGGACCAAAAGGUAUUACCAUGGAAUUAAGGGUUGCGAUCGGUUAACGUAAGAUUUUCAGCUAAACGACUUCCUUGAUUCCAAAUGAAAUUAAAAAACAUUCUUUAAGGGAAACAAGCAGAAUACAUGUCUCUAAUUUGCUUUUAGCCUCUAGGGAUGACACAGUUAAGUUAAAUUUUGCCUGGUUGGACAAUUUUUCUUCAUAUUAUGUUGAAGUACGUCAAAUUCCUCCGAAAGAAAAAAAAUGAUCAAAAGACAUUAGCCUUAUCAAUCAAACCUACCGUUCUUAUGCUGUUGCCUAAAAGAUGGAGAUUUUCUAAACCAACACUAAGCGUCUUUAUGGCUAAUGUACCAAAGUAUUACACGCUGAUAACUUUGUAUUUUGAUGAGGUGACGUCGGCCGAACGGGAAGUACUGGACCCCAGGGACCUCCUGGCCCUCAAGGAAAAAAAGGACAAGAAGGAUAUGGGCUGUCAGGUGUCAGUUACAACCGCUGGGGACGAAAGAACUGCUCUGGCGAUGCAACUUUAGUGUACAGAGGUAGGGAGGAAAGAAACGUUGGUGACCCGAGGAAUUCAAGUUGUUCUCGGAUGUUGUCAGGAUGUUGUUCUUGAUUAAAAACCACCACUUUUCUCUCGUUGAUAUUAUUUUAACAGAUCAGUACACCCAUGAAGAGACCCCAAAUAUUGGGCCAUAAAAGGAAAAGAGGCAAAACAAAUAAAAAACAGGAGCAGCAGCAAAAAACAACAACAACAAAAACAGACAAGCAGAACGCACAAAACAACAAACAAACCAUAUCAAGUCUUAGAAAAAAACUAUAAGUGACUUUAAAACUGAUAUAAAGGCUGAAGCUAGCUCAAGGCUCUGUCUUUUUUUCAUUUUUUGGUAGGAUUUAUGGGCAGUGGAUAUUAUACACACACUGGUGGCGGAACAAACUUCGUUUGUCUCACCGACAAUCCAAUUUAUGGAAAAGUCGUUGCUGGCUGGCAAGGUACAGCAGCAAUCUAUGGCACCGAGUAUCAAACCUCUGGGUUCCCAGGCCUUUCGAACCUAGACCAGCAUGAUGCACCGUGCGCUGUGUGUUACGUCAGGAAACGUGGCUCCCAAAUAAUGAUACCUGGAACAAAUAAGUGCCCCUCGGGAUGGACCAGAGAAUACAAGGGGUAUCUGAUGAGCUCACACUAUGACCACGCCCACCCCAGUGAAUAUGUAUGCAUUGACGAGGGUGCAGAGGCUAUACCUGGAAGCCACAGCGACACAAAUGGAGCCCUUUUGUAUAUGGCACAGGGAGAUUGUGGACACGCCUUAACAUGCGGACCGUACAUCCAUGGGCAUGAACUGACGUGUGUUGUCUGCACAAAGUAG